AUGUCACACGCAAGAAUUGAAGAGGUCGAGGAUAGCGACAAUGAAUAUGGCGCCAGCGAUCCAUCAGAAGGCGAUAUCUCAGAUGUGGCCUCGGAUUUCUCAGACCGCGAUAUUAUCAAGAAGAGGACAGCGGCACCACCAGCUACAAAACGCGCACCACCUAAUGCCCAAUCUUCUCUUAUGAAUCCUGCAAAUAUACCAUUUUCUGGCUCUCAAAUUUCCACCGGCGCAGAUGGCACACAGUUUCGCUCAACGGAAGACAGCUCCAAGUACAAAGAUUUUCAAUGCAUCUAUCCAAUAUAUUUUGAUGCGACCAGAAGCCGAGCAGAAGGUAGAAGAGUCGGUAUGGAGCUAGCUGUCAAGAAUCCAGUCGCCCGAGAAAUUGUUGCUGCAUGCUCUAGACUUCGAAUCGAAACAUUAUUUGAGCCAGUUAAGACUCAUCCUAAGGAUUGGGCAAAUCCAGGUCGAGUUAAGGUCAAUAUUAGAGGGGGAAAUACAGCUAUUAGGAACAAGCACCACCUCUACACAUUGAUCGCGAAACAUCUGAAGGAAAACCCGACCACAGAACGCACAGCCAUGCAACCUCAGCUUGCUGGCAUACCACCACCUGAUCCUAGCAAACCAUUACCCAGACCUGCAGUACCCAAAGGAUGGAAGAUGGGAGAAAUAUUGCCAUACUAUAGUGCAGCAUUAUCUGGUGGUGGCAUUAGUGAGAACCUGUUCAAGGAUAUGUUGGCUGAAAUGGGAGGACAAAUGCCUGGAAUGGCUGGAAUGAUGGAUGGACCAUCAAGCAGCACGGCGUCGGAACCAAAGAAGAAGGAUAAGAAGAAGAAGAUCAAGGGCUGA
Messenger RNA from Botrytis deweyae, 846 nucleotides. RefSeq lists its product as uncharacterized. The transcript is spliced from 2 exons. Gene Ontology annotation, cellular component: signal recognition particle, endoplasmic reticulum targeting. The record is from RefSeq and is a predicted model, not a curated record. Gene Ontology annotation, biological process: SRP-dependent cotranslational protein targeting to membrane, signal sequence recognition; SRP-dependent cotranslational protein targeting to membrane. Gene Ontology annotation, molecular function: 7S RNA binding. Lineage: Eukaryota; Fungi; Ascomycota; Leotiomycetes; Helotiales; Sclerotiniaceae. Bases 1 to 846 code for a protein of 281 amino acids.